This is a messenger RNA of Pyrus x bretschneideri (Chinese white pear), 1293 nucleotides long. RefSeq names its product putative anthocyanidin reductase. Lineage: Eukaryota; Viridiplantae; Streptophyta; Magnoliopsida; Rosales; Rosaceae. Gene Ontology annotation, molecular function: oxidoreductase activity, acting on the CH-OH group of donors, NAD or NADP as acceptor. The record is from RefSeq and is a predicted model, not a curated record. The transcript has 6 exons. The coding region runs from base 98 to 1135 and encodes 345 amino acids.
UUUAAUUUAUAAAUUUACUCUUCACUAGUAUAAAAAGCACAAGACUAGAUAUAGCAGUACUUGGGAUUUUGCUUAGAAUUGCUGAUCGAAUUCGCAAAUGGAGAACACUAGGGUUUGCGUUACUGGAGGCUCAAGCUACCUCGGCUCUUCACUUAUCAAAAGGCUCUUGGAGAAAGGAUACACCGUCCAUGCAACCCUAAGAAAUCUGGGUGAUCCAUUUAAAGUGGGACUUCUCAAGGGUCUUCCUACUCUUGGUGCAGACAACAGACUGAAAUUGUUUCAAGCAGAUAUAUAUAAUCCUGAUGAGUUUGAGACAGCAAUUCAAGGGUGCAACUAUAUUUUUCACUUGGCCACCCCAUUGCAGCACGAGCCCAAGGAUACUCAGUUCAAAGACACUUCUGAAGCUGCAGUUUCGGGAAUUAAGAGCAUAGUGAGGUCUUGUAUCAAAUCAGGCACCAUAAAGCGGCUCAUUUACACAGCCUCUGUGGUGGCCGCAUCACCAAUCAAAGACUCUGGAAAUGGCUUCAAACAGUUUAUGGAUGAGUCCUGUUGGACUCCCCUCAAUCUUUCAUUUGCCCUUGCCAAUAAAGUAUUGAUUGACUAUACACACUCAAAGAGCCUUUCAGAGAAAGAAGUGUUGAAGCACACUAGUGGUGACCUUGAAGUAGUCAGCAUUGCCUGUGGCCUUGUGGGAGGGGACACACUUCUCACUGCUAUGCCUGAGAGCAUGGGAGUGCUCAUUUCACAAAUCACAAAAGAUAGUAGGAGAUACCAAACCCUGAGAUUUUUGGAGGAAUUGCUUGGUAAAGUUCCAAUUGUGCACAUUGAAGAUGUUUGUGAGGCACACAUAUUAUGCAUGGAGAAGCAUUCCAUCAAUGGCAGAUUUCUAUGUGCUAGUGCGUAUUUGUCUUCAGCAGAAAUAGCAUCUCACUGGGAAAAAAAUUACCCAGGUUUCAGAAUAGCUGAAGAGUUUGUGGAGGAUUCAGGGAGAGACAUUGGCUGGGGUUCCACAAAGCUGAAGAAAAUUGGAUUUGAGUACAAAUUUGAUGCCAAGGUGAUAUUAGAUGACACUUUAAAGUGGGCCCAAAAGAUGGGUGAGUUUGCUUCCAGCCAAAAUACUGUUGUACCCAAGUAAUUACCUAGGACAAUUAAAUAACUUGCCUCUGAUCAGUGAUCAGUCAAUUGCAGCAGUUAAGAAGUUCAAAUUGUGAUAAUAUUUACGGAUUUAGUUACAAUACUUAAAUGUAUUUAAUAUAAUCUUUAUCUCGAAUGCAAUUUUAUUUUUUAAAAUCA